This is a messenger RNA of Cheilinus undulatus (humphead wrasse), 8200 nucleotides long. Its product is annotated as solute carrier family 35 member F5-like. The record is from RefSeq and is a predicted model, not a curated record. Lineage: Eukaryota; Metazoa; Chordata; Actinopteri; Labriformes; Labridae. Bases 235 to 1686 code for a protein of 483 amino acids. Gene Ontology annotation, biological process: regulation of peptide transport. The transcript is spliced from 16 exons.
AGGAGUGUGCUAAUGUUUACAACCGUUGUGCUGUCAAUACUUUAAUCGUAAACGCUGGGAUUCUGUCGAUAUUUCAGCAGGUGAAGAUUACACACGUCCACUAUGGCGCAAAUUAAAUGACGUCGUAUCGCUUUCAGGUUUUUUGAAAAGUGAGUCCCAUGGUUGCUGUUGAUACACCGAAUGACACAGUGAAUACUAGCAGGCAUCCAGAAAGAAGAUUUCAGAGGCGCACUGAUGGAGUGGGUGUUCAUAAUGAACCGGAUGAGCUCUCAGGGUAGCUCUGCAGCCCAGCGGAGGCGGAUGAUGCUCGGGGUGGUGAUCCUGCUGCUGGUGGAUGUCAUCUGGGUGGCCUCCUCUGAGCUAACAUCCUAUAUUUUCAAGAGACAGGAGUACAACAAACCCUUCUUCAGCACCUUCACAAAGACCUCCAUGUUCGUCCUGUAUCUGCUGGGGUUUCUUCUGUGGAGGCCGUGGAGGCAGCAGUGCACAGGCACUCUGAAACGGCGGCACUCUGCAUUUUUUGCUGAUGCCGAGGCCUACUUUGCACCCUGUACCACUGACACUUCUGUGAAUAACUGUCUGAGUGAACCGUUGUAUGUUCCAGUGAAGUUUCAGGAUUUUCCUGCAGAACAAUCAAACUGUUUAUUAGGAGACUGUGAGUCGUCAGCCUCCAAAAAGCAGCGGGUACGCUUCAGUAACAUCAUGGAGGUGCGUCAGCUUCCCUCCACACAGGCCCUGGAGGCCAAACUGUCCCGCAUGUCGUACCCAGCUGCCAAGGACCAUGAAGCCAUGCUGCGGACAGUGGGCAAGCUCACCAUCACUGAUGUGGCUAAAAUCAGCUUCUUCUUCUGCUUUGUGUGGUUCCUGGCUAACCUCUCCUAUCAGGAAGCUCUGUCUGACACACAAGUUGCUAUUGUCAACAUACUAUCAUCAACAUCAGGCCUGUUCACGCUCGUCCUAGCAGCCAUAUUCCCCAGCAACAGCAGCGACCGCUUCACCUUGUCCAAACUGUUAGCUGUGGCUCUGAGUAUGGGAGGUGUGGCCCUUGUGAGUUUCUCCAGCAUGGACAAUCCAGAUGGAAAAGGAGUCGCAGGUUCCCUGUGGUCACUGGCGGGCGCAAUGUUGUAUGCUGUCUACAUUGUAAUGAUAAAGAGACGAGUGGACCGGGAGGAUAAGCUUGACAUUCCCAUGUUUUUUGGGUUUGUGGGUCUGUUCAACCUGUUGCUGCUGUGGCCGGGCUUCCUCCUGCUCCACUACACCGGCUUUGAGGCCUUUGAGCUUCCCAGCCAGCUGGUGUGGACAUACAUCCUCAUCAACGGACUCAUAGGAACCGUCCUCUCUGAGUUCCUGUGGCUCUGGGGCUGUUUUCUCACAUCGUCUCUAAUCGGGACUCUGGCUUUGAGCCUCACCAUCCCACUCUCUAUUAUUGCAGAUAUUUGCAUGCAGAAGGUACGUUUUUCAUGGCUGUUUUUUGCCGGGGCAGUCCCCGUCUUCCUCUCUUUCUUCAUCGCCACGCUCUUAUGUCACUACAACAACUGGGACCCUGUGCUGGUGGGGCUGAGGAGGGUAUACGUCUUCAUUUGCAGAAAACAUCGGAUUCACAGACAGACGGAUGACAGCGAACAGUGUGAAAGCCUUAUUCCUCUACAGACCGUCUCCCCCAGCGAAGGAAGCUUCUGCUCGUGAUCCAACAAAGUUGAACGUGUGGAUCUGACUGAGCUGACAAUCUGGAAGCUUUCAGAGACUUUUAAGUACCUCAGUGCCUCCUAUUAAAUCUAUUUAUUUUCUCCAGUGUUGGUGAGACACUUUCACUUCUACAAACUAAUUUUUAUUUUCACAUUUUAGUCCACAAAGACUGACUUCUGUUUUGACUUCAUGAUGUUUUCUGUGUAAAAAGAGGACCUCUGUGGUGCUCAAGGUGCUGGACAUUGUUAGUGAUGACUUUUAUGUUGUGACCAAAUCAAACGGUACAUGUUGAACUUGAUUAUAACACUAACAGAAACAGAGUAGCUCUGUAUUUAUCUGUAAAAAUCUGAAGUUAAAGACGUUUAAAUCUAUUUUAAAGACAUCUUAGUGUUGUCUAGAGGCCUUUGAAGCCUUGCUGCUUGUUUGUAUGUGUGAUGCAGAAACAAUGCAUUCUCCCAGUUGCCAAUCUGUCCAUUUAUGUGGAAGUGUAUAUUUUCUCUGUCUGCCUUUCAUGAGGUGAUGCUGCAUUCACAUGGACUCUGGGUAGAGAUGCUCUACUCAGCUCCUCAUGCUGUUGUAUGGAGAUUUCAAAUGCUGUCCAACCGUUUACAAAGGAAAAAAUGCCCCGAAGUUGGGGGAUCUGCUCGAUUUGCUCUCACUGUGUGAGUGUAUGCAGUCAACAAAAAUUUCAUGUCAGAAAUCCAUCCAUCCAUCCAGUCAGGAGUAGCUGUUAGGGCAGUGGUUGGCGGUCACAUUCCACUGUCGACGUCACAACAGCAACACACAAUCAGACAGAAAGUCAGGACAACUUCCAAGCGAGUCGUGUGACUCAAAAUUCAUGAAUCAGCAUGAAUUUGCACAGUUUACGCCAGGGUUAAUGUGGUAGUUUUAUGGCUUUUGUGCCUUUAAUCAAACAGAAAAGUGGACAGAGUGAGAAACUAGAGAAAGAGUGAGACUUAGGCUGGAUUUGAACCUCGAGCGCAGCUUUGAGGGCUUCUGUACAUGGGGCAUGCAGAGGUGCCCACUGGCUACCAUUGACUGCAUUUCUUUUAGAGGACUCGAUCAGCCUUUCUCAACCAGGGUGCCUUCUGACAUUGUCAGGGGUGCCUUGAAAAUACUUGAAAUUCAACCAAGACUUACAAUAAAUAUGCAGAAUAUUAGUUGCCCCAUCAUAAACUAUCAACAUUGACCCAUAUGCCCUUUUUCAGAUUUUAUAUCAUUGUCAGGAUCAGCAAUAGGCUUAAGACAGUGCAUACUGUGCAAUAAUCAUAGUUUGUUUAUCAAGGCUUACACAGUCAUUUCUUGAAAAUAAAGGCAUUUUUAAGAAAUUGCUUUUGAGAUUUAUUUUGCCAAUUAUAUUACUACACAAAUCCCCCAGCUGUCAGACUUGAUGACUUGAUUUUUUUUUUUUUUCUAAUUUUGGUGCCAUGACAGAAAAAAGUUGAAAAACACUGGGCUAGAUUAUGACAGUGUGACUUAAUGGUGACCUAGACCAGUGGUUCCCAACCUUUUUGGUUUAGGUCUCCCAACCUACUCUUUUCUUAGAAAUGCUAAGCCCCACAAGACCCACCUGGAGAAAAUACACAUUAGUUUUAAAAUGAUUCAUUGACAAAAUCCCAACAUAACAGGCCUACAUGCGCUUGUUCUAGAAAAAAGACGGAUAUAUAAACAAUCCAUUAUUACAACAGCACAUUCACACCACUCUGAAGAUAAUAAUAAUUAUAAUAAUGAGGGGAAUCUAUUGAUUUUCAAGAAAAACUAAAUUCUCAAGUGUAAAAAGUCAUUAAAUUAUGAGAAAAAAACUUUUUUUUCUCCAACAGUUGUUAAUGUACAUAAACUACAACUUUGAAUUUUUGAGACUACAAAGUUGAAAAUGCAUUUGCUAUUUUAAGUUUGUUUUUCUUUAAAAUGUUUGCAUUUACAAUAUUGUUAAUUUAUGAUUUUAAAAUCUUCAAAAUUCAAGACUUAACAAACUUGGAAAUAUCAAGUUUUUCUUGUUAAUUUACGACUUCAUGAAGUCUGAUAUUCUGAAAUUGUUUUCUUGUAUAUAUGCAGCUUUAUAAUUUAAAAAAAAUGAUUUUUUUCCCAAAAAAGUGUUCACUUUUUGCUCAAAAAUUAACUGACUCUCUUGUCUUCAAGGUGGCUGGGGUAUACCUACCUACAUUGCAUUUCUAAUCAUGAUUGAUUUUUGUCCAGGCAUACCCCCUUAAGUAUGCCUGGACCCCAGGUUUGGAAUAAAUGACCUAAACAACUAGAACUGUAGAAAUAAAAUUAUAAAAAAAAAGAAAAAAAAAAAAAGAAAUGUUUUUACUGUUGGCAGUUCUCUGCAGAAUUCACAGUAACAGAAUACAUUUAAGCAAAAAAAAAAAAAGCUCUCCUUUCACAGUUAGAGCAAUGACAGAAGGAACUCUUAAGCUGCACCGGUUUUAACUCCAAUUUUAAUACAGAAAUCCAAAGCUGCUUCAGUCAUUAAAUUUUAUAUGGUUCAGUUCAUUUACUAGUAAUUCAACAGACCAUGCACCAAGGGGUGUCUAGUCCUUACAGGCUUACAAGACACUGAAAUACAAAACAAGAAUAAUAAAACAAUGAAAGAAACAACAGAUGUCAAACAAUGACAACUUCCGCUGCUUAUUAAAAGGCUGCUGUAGUUUUCACAAGUAAAAAUUGUCCUCUUGUGCCGGUGGAAGGCAUUCACCCCAGAAUGAGCAAGCUGAAACAGUUCUUGUGAGUUAAUAGAAACUUAAGUCCAUUUUCGUCAGACAUGGAAAACAAAUUUGGAUCACCUGUAGACAUUUUCACUGACUGUUGUUGAUCCUCAUACAUGACUGCCACCCUGAAGGUGUUUUUUUGGCCUUUUUCCAUGUGAAUGCAGCACAAACCUUCUUAAAUUCCUUUUUUAAUCGUAAAUGUUUUGCUGUACUGCAUCAGUAAUUCAACACUGAAAUGUUGAAGUACAUCUUGAGUGCCGUCUUUCACCAUUUGUUAAGGCUUGAUUAUGUCAAAUUUUUUCAAUCCCAAACAUUUCACAUGCUGAAAUAACUGGAAUCUAAGCAAGUGUUUUUAUUUUUGUCAAAGUAUCUCAUUACAUUAAUUAUAAGCCACAUUUACCCUACAAGUCCAUAUAAACUUUUUAUUGCAAGAUGUAACAAGCAAAAAUAAGGCCUGCAUUGCUUGUAAUAAGAAAAAAACUACCAAUAAGGUAAGAUAUUUUUUACUUGUCAAGUGUCGUGCAAUUAGAUUUACUUUUACAAUUAGUUUAGACAGCAAGUAAGAUUUACUUGUGCUGUUCAAAUUUUGCAAACUCUAUUUGCUCAUAAUACCUUGAAAUAAAUUAAUGAGGAGUUUAGAGCAGAGCCAGCUGGGAAGGUUUGGUCUCUGAUCAGGAUGGUUCCUGGUCACUUUGCUGUGGAGGUCUUUCAGGCACAUCUAGAUGUGAGGAGUCCCUCUCAGACCCAGAACUCACUGGAGGGAUUAUGUAUCUCAUCUGGCUUAGGAACGUGUCAGAAUCCAGCAUAUCUGGGGGAGAGGGAUGUCUCUUGCCAUCGUAACCCCCAAGUGGAAGAAAAUAAAUGGGUGCAUGUGGGUAAAAGAUGAUUUUUCAGGUGGAUGUGGCUUAAACUAAGUGUUCUUUGAUACCUUUUUACCUAAAUGUAGACAACUACUCUGGCAAAGAUUUGAGUCUUCGUAGUGGGAGAAGCUAAUCUUUAAAACUUUUUUGUUUACAUAUGGUAGAAUCAGAUACACACCACAGUGACGAGUUCAUGUGACCCAGCAGACUUAGCAGCUCUCACAGUGACAGAAAUGCUAAAAGUGACUUUUGUGUGUACUUCACAUUUCCUUUAUGGGACACUAACACCAGUUAGAAUUCAUAGCUCAACACCCCACAGACAAAUGUAUCUUGGACUACUCUUCAUCACAGACUGUAUAAGAAGUAGAUCUAGCCAUCAUCAAGGUCACAUCACACAACACGUCUCGGGCCUUUUGGCAGUCUCCAUUUUGAUAGCUGGAGUCAAAGUGACUGUAUUUAUGAGGCUACAGAUAAUGACACUCCUAUCUUUGGUUUGAAGGUUGUAAUGGUAGCAGCUUCUCAAAGAAACCCUGCUUAACUGUCUUUUUAAUCUUCAAAAUGUCCUUAAACUUACAAAAAACACUAGAAAGCAGUUAGUUUAGACUUGGAAAUGUGACCUGAGGUAAUGAGUAAAUAUUUGGUCCUUUUUUUCAUAGAUGCCUUAUACACAUAAUGGUGGUCAUUGAAGAAUGCAUACAAUUAUGAUGCAUUUACAUGGAUUCAGUUAGGAGAUGAGAUGGAUGUAACCUUUGUUGACAGAAUCACACAAGGCUGGCAGAGAACAGUCAGUGGGCUUAGUGGAAGAGCUCAGUACUUCUUUACAAUAUUAUUAAUGAUUAAAAGAACUGAAAUUUUGUUUUAAAAUGUAAAAAAAAAUUACUUCGGUAGUCUACUGUCACCCUGAAUCCAUGUGAAUGCAAGCUCAGCUUUACUUCCCUAUGUCUGCUUCUUAUUUACAGUCUAUUGUCCAGAUAAAGUUUUUCACCAGAUACCUUUUAAGUAAGAAACAAAGACAAAUGGAAUGAUGCAACAGCUUAAAAACCGAAUCAUAUCCUUGUUUUUGACCCUGUUUAUACCUUGAAUUAAUAUUUGAUUUGGGCACUCAGUUACCAAGUGGUAAUCCUUAAUGCUAGGCAUGGUUGCACCUUAACACAUACUGGAAACGAUCUUAUAUCUGAUGGCUCAGACUGAAUACAGAGGUGGUCUGGGAUGCCUUCAUCUGGAUUGGCUAAGCAGUGAAAAUACAAUGCAUACUGGUAUGCGUUUAAGACUACCUGUCAGGUGACAUGAUCUGCAGUAAGCAAAAAGUGUGAUUUAUUCACAUUUCUCCAGCUUCACCUGUAAUGAUGAGAUGUACAACGUAACAUUGUCACUUUGCAGACGCUUUUAUUCAAAGCGACGUACAUAGGUGUUCAUGGCAUGAAGGACCUUGCCCAAGGGUCCACACUGGAUACUGACUGUGCCCAGACCAAGAUUCAAACCCCCAAUUUCAGCCUCCACACAAUAAAUCCCAGCUCUUUUUAGUAAUCUAGAAUUACUAAGAGCCUAUCUUACGGCUCCCAUACAGCUCUUUUUUUGGUACUAUUCUGCCUUUUUUAUAUCUUCAAAUCAACAAGAAAAUGGAAAAAAGGAGACUGGCUCUCAAACUGGAGCUAACUCCUGUUGUUCACAUAAAAGAAGCGGCUCUUAGAACUGACUCGUUCACAAAUGACACAUCUUGUCUCUUUUGGAACUUAACAUAUUGAAUUGAGCUGUCAUUAAUCCAAAUUGUACUCCACAAGGUUUAGGUAGUCAAUCAGUGUUUCCUUUAAGAGUAUAUUUAUGGCAAAAUGAGGAAAAGCUGUUUAAAGGGCACCACUUGCCUCUCAGCUACUGGCUUAUUUUCCCCCUUCCCCCAUUUAUAUGUAUUGCUAGCAGCUUUACUGCAUAUAGCAUACAUGGCUGUUAAGCCACAGUAAAUCUAAUAAAUGAUGUAAGGGCUGCUAUUUUCUCUUCUUAAUGAAGUGUGUGGACAGCUUGGUGUCUGAAUGCUCAGCAUGGAUGCUAAUGCGAACUAUAAACAGGGUCUCUCGCACUUCUUAUUAUUAAUGAUAGUACUGGUGACAGUGCUGGGUCAUGACAAAGUAUAACAGUAAAUCUAAAUAUUAAAAUAUAAACUGACAGAAGCCUUCAGCUAUAAGCUAUAAAAUGCCUUCGUGAAAUAACAUCCGUCUGCUUAUAUGAGCAGCUAUCAUAAUGGGUGUAAAUACUGUACACAUAGACUCAUUAACAGAGUGUUGUUUCAUUGUGAAAUUCAGAUGACCACUAAGGACUGUAUCUUUAUAUAUUUUGUGUAUCAUUGUAAAUAAGAACUACAAAAUGACGAGUUUGAAAAAUGGCCAAAUUCUCUUUUAUUUGCAGCUGAGAUUAUUUCCUAUUGAUCUGACUGUUGUAAAUGUUUUUUUCUUAAUCUGCUGUUUGAUUUGAUGUGAUUUUAAAGAUGUGUUUCUUUGUCUGUCAUGCAAUCCAGAGUGUAAACACAACAGCUGAAGUUGAAAUGUUAAAUGUUGCUCCCGUCCUGUUUAAUGACGUCCUUGUAGAGAGCUUUACUGCACUCAGACAUGAAGAGGAGGAUGUCAAAGCAGUCAUGUGAGGGUAAACAAAAGAAUUUGGCUCUUAAAAUCACUGAAGUAAGUUCUAGCCCCUCCUUUUGAUACAAUUCUAAAACUUUUUGUAUGAUUAUUUUACAUGGAAAAUUUCCCAUGAUGCCUGCUUUUAAUCUUUGAUGGUGCUUGUGAAAUCUGUAAAUCAUUUUUUCUUCCUCAGGUUUUUUUUGUCAUUUUUCAUCUCUGAUUUUCUUUAAGUGUCAUAAAUGAAGAUGUUUAUAUGGAAGAAGCUGUAAAAAGUCAUUUUCUUUUAUCAACCUUAGCUCUUGAUUUAUGCUUUUUAAGUCUGUUUUCAUACAUA